This is a messenger RNA of Otolemur garnettii (small-eared galago), 3788 nucleotides long. It is a transcript of the gene ZNF580, whose product is annotated as zinc finger protein 580. The record is from RefSeq and is a predicted model, not a curated record. The transcript has 3 exons. Gene Ontology annotation, cellular component: nucleus. Gene Ontology annotation, biological process: regulation of transcription by RNA polymerase II. Lineage: Eukaryota; Metazoa; Chordata; Mammalia; Primates; Galagidae. Bases 2828 to 3346 code for a protein of 172 amino acids. Gene Ontology annotation, molecular function: RNA polymerase II cis-regulatory region sequence-specific DNA binding; DNA-binding transcription activator activity, RNA polymerase II-specific.
GAGCCUCCUAACUAGCUGGGACUGCAAGAGUGAGCCAUACCACCUGUCAGACCCUAGGUUUUAUCUGUGCACCUGCUGGGGUUUGUGAUGGAAGAGUUCUCUGUUGUCUCUAGCCCCAUUUCUAAAAUGGGAAUGAAUUAUAUCAUUCUUGUGACCAGUUGUGGUGAUUUGCCAUAUCUGCUAAGAUGUCUGUUCUCUUACCUGGUUAUUCUUUGUUUCUUCCUCUCAAUGUUUUUUUUCUUCUUCCUUUCAACUUUAAAAUAGGCACGGUGCUAGGAUUUGUCUCAAAUCAGGAUGAAAUGGACAUCUCUUUUGUCCUUACCUGUGUUCCUAAGCUCAAAUUGUCACUAACUUAAUGACCACUACUGGGUACUCUAUACAUAUACUUCUGUGGCUGAACGGGGCAACUCAGGAGGAGGCAAAAAGAGAUGAGCCAGUUCACUGGUCCCCAGUGUUUGCAUGGCUUUAAGAGCUCCUUGCACGUGGGGAGCCACCUCCCACUUGAAUCUCUGGCCCUACAUCUGUGCCAUCAGUAGCGAGGCUCUCAAGCACUUCAGUUAUCUCCCAAGGCAUCACUUCAUACACCAGCCCAGGCUGGGUAGGCUCACACCUGCCCAUUCUGCCCUUAGCAAUUAUAAGAUGCCCAGCAGCUGGCCCAGCACAUUGAGGUCCACUAUACAGGAUGGUGGAGAGGUGACACGGGCUCCAUGGAGUCUCUUGUUUCUGGUACAGUCACAUAGUCCUGGUUGCACUGUUCACUUGCUGUGUGACUUGAAACAAGUGACUUCUUUUCCAGGCCUCAGUUUCCUCCCUGGCAAAAUAGUAACUGACUUAUGGUCCCCGAACCCCUCAUCUUCCUACUCAACAUCCAGCCAUCCUGGCCAGAGGUGAAAGGUACGGGCUUACUCUUAGAUCCCUGUCUGUUACCCCCUCUUUAUAGACUGGUAUCAGUGUCCUAUGCUGGAAUUCAGUUUGUCCAUCUGUAAAAAUGGAACACAGCUCCCAUUUCAGGGUGCACUGGAUGAAAUGAGACAUCAGAAUGUGAGGGGUGGUAGGUAGGCUACAAAAGUAGUACAUGUGGCUUUAUUAAUUCUUGGUGGAAACUCACGGUACCUAUUGUGACAGGAUCAGAUAAAUUUUAUUUUUGAUCCUAAUUGCUGUAGUUGAGCAGGAACCUGAACCCACUAGGAACCUUACUCUUCCGGGUUUGAGUUUCUGGUCGGAGUACUUUAAGGCUGCUGUGCGGCUCCCUCUAUGAAUCGGUCCCCGCCUCCGGCUCAAGAAGUUGCAGUAUUCCCGGAAGUUCCCGGCUCAGCCACUUCCGGACCCAAAAGUUUGCUGCGACUAGGUACGGAGGAAGGUGCCGGGGAAGGUAGCAGGCCCAGGAGCGGCGACCAAAGGAGCAGCGGAGGACUUGAGUCUGGGCCGGCGUGGACCCCAGGGCAGCGGCUGGGGAAGACUGAGAAGCACCGCGAGGGACAGUUGGGGAGGCGCUGCGGAGACCGGGGGAGGUCAAGAGGAGAGCGGGUAGCGCAUUCCUUGGACCCCUGCUGAUCCAGAGGCACAGGCCUGGGGUUAACUUUAUUCCCCAAGGCGGGGAAGGGGGCUGUCAAAUUCGAAAGCCAGAUCAAGAGGGAGGAAUAAUGGACCUUGGGAAGAGGCAGUCGUUCAGGAAAGGUUCCUGAAGGAGGCAGGUCCCAGACUUCAGGAUGAGAAGGUUUGGGCUGCUGGAGAGAGGUGAGAAUGCUAGAGUAGGGGUCACUCUGCCACGCUUGUUGGAGAUCCGAGUUGCCCACCCCAUCACCUCUACCCUUCCGGCUCUCCUGCGGGGCGGGCGCACGGUCGUCCCCGCAGGACCCUCAGCCAUCCUCAGCGCACUUCCCGCCUCCACACUACCUGCUCCAGGACAGAAGCAUCACGGAGGACAAACUUUGGUCGCGGAGCAGGGCCUGGGCUGGGGCUGCAUUGGCGCCGCCGCGUGCGCCCCGGCGACCUGACCCCACAACCCCCGACGCUGCUGCGCACAGGGCCGCCGCGGCUCGGUCGGCUUCCCCUUCCGCCCACUGGAAGUAUCAUCUUCCCCACCUCUGUAUGUGGCUUGGCCUGAGUGCCUCAGUUUCCCCAUAAGGUCACUGAGAAGUGCAGCCCUCACCUGCCUCCAUAUCCAACAACGUCUGGUCUGAGGAUCUCGGUUUCCCUUCCUGCCGGGUGGAGAACCUGGGCUUGUGCUACCUAUAUCAGAGCAUACGGCUGGCCUCUGGACCUGGCGCUGCCCAUCUGCUUAGAACACGGACAUACCCCUUUCUCUUCUCCUUCUACGUUGUGGGGCAGCAAAGCCCCAUCAGGCGGGUAGCCCAGUGGGAAGAGGACAAACCCGGGCGCGCCAAUUACUCUGGGAUUUCGGGCAAGGACUUCACUUAAAUUCAGUUUGUUCGCCGAUCUCUAUCAAAGCAAUUGAAUCGUUGUUGUUCGGAAGGUGAGAAAGGGAGGAGGGCGACUGGCCUAUUCAGCCGAGCGGGUGCCCACCGUCCCACGCCCUCCGGGGCGCUCCGUAAAGGCUGGUCUUCGGGAACUGCCGCCUCAGAGGCGGCGGAACUUUCGCGAGGAGUUCGCGCGUUUCCGGCCGGCUCCCUUUCUCAGGGACGCCGCAGCCCCUCGCGCCCCCGCGCCCGAGCCCCUAGUCCCCGCGUCCCCGGCGCCUCCGGCCCGGAGCUGCCCGGAAGUCUCGGUCCCGCCGCCGGCGCUCUCCAGGGAAAGCCCGGGGCCACCUGGGACCUCGGCCCGCUCCUCCGGACCUGAGAGGCCGCUGCACCGGCUGCCGCUCCAGAUGCUGCUUCUGCCGCCGCGGCCACCCCACCCUCGGUCCUCCUCUCCAGAGGCCAUGGACCCACCGCCUCCCAAGGCGCCCCCUUUCCCCAAGGCGGAAGGCCCCUCUUCCACUCCUUCCUCGGCAGCAGGGCCCCGACCCCCGCGGCUGGGCCGCCACCUACUCAUCGACGCCAACGGGGUUCCCUACACAUAUACGGUGCAGCUGGAGGAGGAGCCCCGGGGCCCGCCCCAGCGCGAGGCACCCGCGGGAGAGCCCGGCCCACGUAAGGGCUACAGCUGCCCGGAGUGCGCCCGUGUCUUUGCCAGCCCCCUGCGGCUGCAGAGCCACCGCGUGUCGCACUCGGACCUCAAGCCCUUCACGUGCGGCGCCUGCGGCAAGGCCUUCAAGCGCUCCAGCCAUCUGUCGCGGCACCGCGCCACGCACCGUGCCCGCGCCGGCCCACCGCACACCUGCCCGCUCUGCCCACGCCGCUUCCAGGACGCCGCGGAGCUAGCGCAACACGUGCGCCUCCACUAAGCUCCACCUGGCCGGUGCUGCUCUGCCCCUUUCUGGGCCACCAAGUCUGACCUACACAGCGUCACUCCCACACACAUUCCCUGGCUCUGCUGAGGUUACUGCCUUACUUUGGGCCUCAGUUCCCCCAUCUUCCAAAGGGACAAACAUCAUUCCCUCCACUUCCCCACCCCUUCUAGCUGUGUGAUGUAAACCAAAGUCGUUGCCCCUCCUUGGACUUGGGAGCCAGUCGGAACUGGGUUCCGGUCCAGCUGUGCUGUGAACCUUUGCAAGUGAAGUGACCUCUCUGAGCUAUGGUUUUCUGCUCUCCAAAGUGGUGAACCGCUUGUCCUAAAGGGGAAGAGUUAACAAAAGAGCCGGGGCACGGUCUGGUUCAUUUAUAUAUCUCCCCCAAUUCUACCCACGACCUCCAUCACCCUUUGCUCAAUAAACAUUCCACACUCCA